Molecule: messenger RNA, 1245 nt
Organism: Cryptomeria japonica (Japanese cedar)
Lineage: Eukaryota; Viridiplantae; Streptophyta; Pinopsida; Cupressales; Cupressaceae
Product: transmembrane emp24 domain-containing protein p24beta2
Exons: 5
Coding region: 362-1003 (213 amino acids)
Biological process (GO): endoplasmic reticulum to Golgi vesicle-mediated transport; intracellular protein transport; Golgi organization
Cellular component (GO): Golgi apparatus; COPII-coated ER to Golgi transport vesicle; endoplasmic reticulum-Golgi intermediate compartment
Source: RefSeq, a predicted model, not a curated record
AUCUGUAACCAAUAAUGGCAUGCCACGAUUGGCUUCACACGAAAGCACUCGAAAUUUAUUUUAUUUGCAGAAAAAUAUGAUCCGCUUGUAGGAUACUAAUAAGCGCAUUACAGGCGCGAGAGAGGUUAAUGAGACAGAAGUUUUUUGAAGUUUAUAUGCUUGAUUUCGGUGUCACUGGGACGGAUUGAACCAACGUUCAGAGAAGUGAUUCUAUUCCAGAUUGCACAGAAGGGAUUUGUAGUUAGUUGUCAAGGAAGCUAAUGCAUUUCAAAAUUUUGGAAGGGUUUACAAAGUGUUAGAGUUGCUGGCACUGUUUGGAAACAGGAUAUAUGUUCUUGAAUAGCAGAGAAGAAUUACACUGAUGGGGCUUGCUUUUGUCAAGACAGGGCUGUUUCUUGUCCUCUGCUUUUUACUAUUCAGCUUGCAGUUGGCAUUUGGUCUCAGGUUUGUAAUUGACAGGGAGGAAUGCUUUUCCCAUACUGUUCCAUAUGAUGGGGAUACUGUGCACAUGUCUUUCGUUGUAAUUAAAGCAGACACCUCAUGGCAUUAUGAGGAUUAUGGUGUAGACCUUGUGGUGAAAGCUCCUUCCGGUGAACAAGUUCAUGAUUCACGUGACAAGGCAGAGGAUAAGUUUGAGUUUGUGGCACACAGUCAAGGACUUUAUCAGUUUUGUUUUACUAACAAAUCUCCAUACCAUGAAACUGUAGAUUUUGAUAUACAUGUUGGCCAUAUUCCAUACUAUGAGGAGCAUGCGAAAGACGAUCAUUUUAAUCCUUUGAUGCAACAAAUUGCUAAAUUAGAAGAGGCCCUUUACAAUGUACAAUUUGAGCAGCAUUGGCUUGAGGCUCAGACUGAACGUCAAUCAAUCAUAAAUGAGACUAUGAGCAGAAGGGUCAUUCAUAAAGCAUUCUUUGAAUCAGUGGCUCUUAUAGGUGUUAGCCUUCUUCAAGUGUACCUCCUACGACGCCUAUUUGAACGGAAGCUUGGCAACACAAGAGUAUAGCUUAGUUUUUCAACUCAUUUUGGAAAUUCCCUGGAUGUUUGGUCACGUAGGAAAGCUGGGAAGUGAAUUUUGAUAAAUUGUAACUCUCAAAUGGUACACAUCAAAGCUCUCUCUGUUUUUCUGAUUUAUGAAACUCUCAGUUUCAAUUGAACUGGGAGUUCUUAGUUUCUAACAGAAUUUGAAUUAAUCUAACUUGAUAGUUGUAUAAUGCUUAUAAUUUUAAAUUAUGACUUGAGAAUUAA